AUGGUCCAGACUCGAAAAUCUGUUGACAGGACCGGCCUUAUCUUUCGUGUGCUGGCAGUUGCCUCCUUAGUGGCGGCAUUUGCUCAAGUGACACUUGGCGGCAUUGUGCGCGUGACAGGGUCUGGGCUCGGCUGCCCGGACUGGCCUCUGUGCCAUGGACAGCUCAUUCCGCCAUUUGAAUUCGCGACACUAAUUGAGUACAGCCACAGGCUUUCGGCAUCUGUGCUUGGUGUCCUGGUACUUGGCACUACCAUCGUGGUUAUGAUGCGCUAUCGACCCAACAGAUGGGGUAAGAAUUCAGUCUUGACGGCUCUGGCUCUCGUAAUUGUCGCGGCCAUUCUGGGAGGCGCGACAGUUCUGACAGAACUCGCAUGGUGGCUACGGCUGCUCCAUCUGGGAAUAGCGGAAGGCGUAGUCGCUGCCCUGAUUAUCGCUGUGGUGGUAAGCUGGCGGGUGAGCGGAAAUGCGACCGCCAAUGUUGCGGUGACCGAAAGCAAUGGCUUGAGCAAGUGGACUAUUGCGGCGCUGGUUGGGGUCUUCCUACUGAUCCUGUCAGGCUCGUACAUUGUGGGUGCGGGGUACGGGUCGUCGUGCGGCACCUGGCCGUUGUGCCGGGGCAGCCUGUUUCCUGAGGGCAGGCCGUAUAUUGAACAUAUGGCGCAUAGAUAUUUCGCUGCUAUUGUGGGAGUUCUGGUGAUUGCGGUUGCAUAUUCGGCAUGGAAAAGCCCCAAGCUUCCCAGCGUUGGCAGAACCGGAUUUCUGCUUCUUGUGGUGUUUGCAGCGCAGAUUUUAGUCGGCGCGUUGACGGUGUGGCUGGGCUUCACUGCGGAGAUUAAGGCUAUUCACCUUAGCAUGGCGACAUUGGUGUGGAUUGCGCUUGUGUUCGUGGCUGCGUUAUCUUAUGUGCCGCAGAGAUUUGCGGACGCGGACGCUGUAUUGGGGCAUAGAGAAUCCGCGGCGGUGGACGGCAUGAAUGCAGGCGGCUUGAAGGGAAGGGCUUGA
Messenger RNA from Geodia barretti, 1002 nucleotides. NCBI's taxonomy places the organism in Eukaryota, Metazoa, Porifera, Demospongiae, Tetractinellida, Geodiidae. The record is from the annotation of a GenBank genome assembly.